GCGCUGUCCAUUAGUUUAUAGGUCUAUUGGAGCUGCUAUCAUAAGAAUGUUCAUAACCACGGUCUUCUAAGACCGUGCUCAUAACACUUUUAUCAAUUUAAUUUUUAUCAUUUACACUUCUUUAUCUAUGCUUUACAGAAAAUAUUUGGCAUUGGGAAUUCAAUUCAGAUUUCAGUUCAACAGUUCUACUUUAUUUCGUUAAAAUUUUAAUUAUUCUUUAGUAGGUUUUUAAGUAAGUAAUUCUUUGUAUUUCAAAAAAUUGUCAACGUUUUAAAAUAAUAUAACAAGUUGUUGUUACUAUCUCUUACUGCGUAAAUCAUCUCUAAGGACAGAUGCUUUUCGAGAUGGCACUGGAGGCGACGAUUGAUCAACAAAACAUGGCAUUCAACCCGGCUAAAUUACAUUCUUCCAUAAAGAUACCGUUUCCGAAAUCAUCGUCGAUUGAAAACGAAUACUUUGUGUAUCAUCAGGCCGAUCUGUUUACUCAGAGUUUCUCGGCGAUUGAGGGAAUACGCCGCAUGGGAAAACUGUGCGAUGUCACACUGAAAGUAGAAAACAUGUCAUUUAGUGCCCAUCGCAUAGUGUUAGCUGCCACGGUACCGUAUUUUAAUGCUAUGUUUACACACAACAUGAUUGAAAGUACCCAGAAAGAUAUUGUGAUGCAUGGAAUUGAUCCUGAAGCAUUGGAAGCAUUGAUUAAUUUUGCUUACAGUGGUCGAAUAUCAAUAAAUGUCAAUAACGUUCAGUCACUAUUAAUUGGAGCUUCAUUUUUGCAGUUGAAAUGGGUACGAAAUGCUUGUGCAACGUUCAUUAAAGAAAGGUUUCAUCAAAAUAAUGUUUUAAAAGUGCGUACAUUAGCUGAUUCAUUGGGAUGCUUUGGCUUAAUGACUGAUUCUAAUAGAUAUAUAGCUCAGUAUUUUCCUGAUAUAUCACUAUCUGAAGACUUCUUAAAUCUUAAUAUUUCUGAAAUAAUUGACAUAGUCAAUAAAGAUGAGCUACAAGCAUCUGAAGAACAGGUCUUCGAAGCAACUAUUCGCUGGGUGAAACAAGAUGAAUUAAGACAAGAAUGUUUUCCUCAAUUGCUUGCUGCUGUAAGAUUACCAUUACUUUCACCUCAUUACUUGGCUGAUAGAGUUGCUACUGAAGAAUUAAUUAGAUCAUCUCACGAAUGCAGAGAUUUAUUAGAUGAAGCUAAAGACUACCAUUUAAUGCCUGAAAGAAGACUUUUGUUACAAAGCUUUCGCACUAGACCUCGCUGUGUCAGUUAUAUUCGUGGACACAUUUAUGCUGUUGGUGGACUUACAAAAUCAGGUGAUUCACUAAGUACUGUAGAAGUCUAUAAUCCCUUGACUGAACGAUGGGAGCUUGCAGAAGCUAUGAGCAUACUACGUAGUAGAGUUGGAGUAGCUGUAUUAAAUAAUAAAUUAUAUGCAUUUGGAGGCUAUAAUGGAAUAGAAAGACUAUCUUCAGUAGAAGUAUUUGAUCCUGCAACAAAAUCUUGGAAUAUAGUUUCACCAAUGCAUCGAAAGCGCAGCGCCCUUGGAGCAGCUGCACUAAAUGAUCGACUAUACGUUUGUGGAGGUUUUGAUGGAGUCAGUUCAUUAAAUAUUGUUGAAUGUUAUCAACCCGAUUUAGAUCGCUGGACAAUCAUUACACCAAUGCAAAAACAUCGAAGUGCUGGCGGCGUAGUUGCAUUUGAUGGUUAUAUUUAUAUUCUUGGAGGUCACGAUGGACUAAGUAUUUUUGACUCCGUUGAACGAUAUGAUACUUAUACAGGUCAAUGGCUAUCUGUUACACCUAUGCUAAUAAAACGUUGUCGCUUAGGAGUGGCCACAUUGAAUGGUAAACUUUAUGCAUGUGGUGGAUAUGAUGGAUCAACAUUUUUACAAACUGUUGAAGAAUAUGAUCCUCAGACGGACAAGUGGAGAUUUGUGGCUUCAAUGAACGUGACAAGGAGCCGCGUGGCGUUGGUAGCCAAUGCUGGAAAAUUGUGGGCUAUUGGUGGGUAUGAUGGAUUUUUGAAUCUACCCACUGUAGAAGUGUAUGAUCCGAAAGCUGACUGCUGGACAUUUGCAGCUUCCAUGUGUGCCCAUGAAGGUGGAGUCGGAGUCGGUGUCAUACCCAUACAAGAGCCCGAAGUUCCAUGAAUAUGUAUGUCUGUUGUGGUUAAUAUAAUAAUAACAUUACCAUCUAUUAUACCUACCCCCAAUGCGAGCGGUAGAAUAGGUAACAAAUGGAAUUUGUAAAAACAAAAACAAUGUUAUACAUCAUAUUAUUUACGUUGAAUGAUCGUUUUUGUCACAUUUUGGAAGACGAUAUCACUGUGCAAACCAUAUUCAAUUAUUUAAUUGUUUAUCAAACACUCGUUCUAAAUAAGGUACCAGGUGAUAUAAUAAAAGUUGUAUCCGACCCAAAUUCAGAUUAUAUAAGCUUGAAUUGGUGUGAUCAGUUUCAUGUAUUGCAUGUCCUUAUGUCCUUUGAAAAUAUUUAAAUUGUACCACUUCUUGCCAACAAUUAAAUAUUGCUUCUUACUGGUUUUAAUUAGGUCAAACUUUCUUGUAUACUAUAUAGGUUAAGAACCUGUAUUUUAUUUUUGUUUGCCCUCUCUUGUUUAUUAUAUUCCCAGUUUUAUAUACAAAAAUGCUUAAAUGAUAAAUGUAUAUGGGACAUACUGUUGUAUUAAGUAACCAGAGGUGUUUUACAAUACUAAAUCGAACAUAAAUACUAGUGUAUAUUAGUACAUAAUGUUAUCGUUAAAUUAUAUCAGCUGAUUUUUUUAUCAUUGAACACUCAUUAUUUUAAAAAAUAUAAGUUUAAAAAAAAAAUGUUUACAUUGUUUUUAGUUGCAAAAAACCAUUUUUAUAAAAUAUACGUUUUAAACAUUUUUUUAGGUUUCUUACUUUUUUGAAUGACAACACAGUUUUGAAGUAUUUUGAUACAUACAAAUUGAAUUUAGGAGUUAAGACAAGUAAUUUAUGAGACCUAAGAAUUUAAAAUUUAGAUGAGUGGAGUGGAGUGGUAUGUGGUUACCCCCUCAAAAUGUUGGUGCACUACUCCACUCAUGUAAACUUUAAAGAGGUAAUUAUAAUUUAUAAACUACUCGUUCUAAAUUCGAUUCUCAUACAUCGAAAUACUCGGCAAAAUAUCCUGCUUUUGAAGAUGAAGUUAAAACGGUACGUUGUAAUUCAAAAAAGUAAAAACCUAAAAAAUUAUAAUGAUGAAGAAUAUUUUUAUAAACAAAUACUUUUUGAAUAAUGGGUGUUCUUUGUUAUAUGAAUCACCCAGUAUAAAUAACAUACAGUUAAUUUUGAAGCAAUUUUAUUGUUCUAACCUAAAACUGUAAAACUUGUUACUCUCCAUUCCUAAAAAUGUUGUUAUUUUGUUUUAAAAUGUAUAGCAUAAUGAGUUAUGACUAAUAAUAUUAUAUAAUAUUACCUAUGUUUUCUAAACCUAUGUUGGUUUUGUACUCUUAUAAGAUUGUUUUUUUUAUAUAUUAUAUAUAUAUUAUAUGUGUUAAAAGUGAUGUGAUGAAAAGUUUUUCCUUUAUAUUAGAUUUUUUUUUUAAUAUGUAAUAAAUAGGUAUUAUAAACUUGUUUGUACUUUAUAAUACUUAUUACAUAAUCAAUAAAUUUAAAAAAAAUAAAAUGAGACGAUUAUCAU
This is a messenger RNA of Metopolophium dirhodum (rose-grain aphid), 3660 nucleotides long. RefSeq names its product kelch-like protein 18 (gene KLHL18). Gene Ontology annotation, molecular function: protein binding. The transcript is spliced from 11 exons. NCBI's taxonomy places the organism in Eukaryota, Metazoa, Arthropoda, Insecta, Hemiptera, Aphididae. The coding region runs from base 333 to 2147 and encodes 604 amino acids. The record is from RefSeq and is a predicted model, not a curated record.